Molecule: messenger RNA, 1996 nt
Organism: Rana temporaria (common frog)
Lineage: Eukaryota; Metazoa; Chordata; Amphibia; Anura; Ranidae
Gene: LRRC59
Product: leucine rich repeat containing 59
Exons: 8
Coding region: 112-1029 (305 amino acids)
Molecular function (GO): protein binding
Source: RefSeq, a predicted model, not a curated record
GUCCCUUCUGUCCGGCGGGCAUCUCGCUGCUCCUGGAUUGGGGAGGUGUGACGUGGAUCAGGAAGUGUGUGAGAGUCCUGGGAGAGUACCGGUGCUGGUCUAUCAGUGAACAUGUCGCGGUCAGCUGCAAAAGUCGGGAACCUGAGAGAUAAGUUGGAUGGAAAUGAACUGGACCUGAGUCUGAGCGACCUGAGUGAAGUCCCAGUGCGGGAACUGGCUGCCCUCCCCAAGGCCACGGUGUUGGACCUUUCUUGUAACAAGCUUGCAACAUUACCGGGUGACUUUUGCUCUCUCACUCACAUUGUACGACUGGAUCUCAGCAAAAAUCAGCUUCUGCAGCUCCCAUCUGAAUUUGGGAGGUUGAUAAAUCUGCAGUACCUCGAUCUUCUACAAAACAGUUUGACUAUGCUGCCUGUGACCUUUGCUCAACUCAAGAGCCUGAAGUGGUUGGACCUGAAAGACAACCCGCUGAACCCUGCCCUGGCCAAGGUGGCCGGAGACUGCCUGGAUGAGAAGCAGUGCAAGGACUGUGCCCUGAGUGUUCUUCAACAUAUGAAAGUUAUCCAGGAAGAACAAGAGCGAGAUUUGCAACGCAAGUUUUUGGAAGAGCAAGUUCUGAAGAAGAAACGUGAGGCUGAGCAGAGACAGAGAGAGGAGAGGGAGAGAGAACAGAAGCGCAAGCAGAAAGCGAAGCAGAAAGCGCGUAAGAGGAGGGACUACAACGCCCUUCAAGCUGCUCAGCAAGACGUGAAAAAGGAAACAGAGAAAAAGGGCACAGAGAACCACAAAACCUCGGCGGGGGCCUCUCAGAAGAAGCAGCCGCAGAGGAGAUCAUGGAAAAGGCUGAUCCUGCAGAUGGUGGUGUUCUUGCUUAUGGUGACUGUGGCCGGUGUUGCGGUAUGUCGGUACACUGAUCUGCGGACUCAGAGUGUGUGCUCCAAUGUGAAUACAGUGUAUGAGGACACCGUGAGAACUCUGCAGAGCUACCACUUGGUGGAAAGCGUCCUGAAGUUCGGAUCACAGCAGUGAGGAUUGAAGACGGUUUUGUGCAUACGGAGAAAGUGUUGAAUUGGAGGGUAUUUUGUAUAGAAGGGCAUCACUGCUAAGCGUACAUUUCUAGAGUGAUCGAAGUGCAGUGUGUAAACAUCUCUCUGCCCCGAUUGGUUCAAAAUCCCACAAUUAUUACAUUUGAGUCUUUCUUUAGGUUUUGCUCCUCAUAUAUUACUUGUGAAUCUCAGAAUUCACAUGCAUGUUUAACCCUUUCCAGACAAUUCUUUAAAAGCGCUGGAGGCAUCGCAUGGGCUUCCCCUUCACGUGAUCACUGUGAUUGGCUGUCACAGUGAUCACAUGAUCUGCAGUCCACCCCACUGGCCCCUAAAUGUAAAUGGUGACCAGGAGCGGUCAGUGACAGCGCAGUCACAACUCGGUGGAAGCUGAGUGAGCGCAGUGACACCAUCUGUAUAUGACAGCUAAGGGUUAAAGCCCACCACUAUGCUGCCACAUAUAUUUGCAUAGAGCUGGUAGGAAGGGGUUUAAGGAAACUAACUCUUAAUCAAUGUUAAAGAGGAGCUGCAGUCUCCUAAUGAAAAAUGCAAUAAAAACAUCCCCCAUACUCCUUACAAUAAUGCUUUUAACAUUUGAAUACUGCUAAUAUAUAAAAUUAAGUGUUUGCUUGCCCCUGAUGAAAUGCUGGCGGCGGCCAUCUUAGGUAAGGGCAUCUGAAGUUGGUGUCAGUGAGUUACAGGAUUCAGUGCAGCUGAUUUACCCAGCAUGCACCUCUCAAUCUCGAGCAUGAGCAUCAGUACCAUGAGAUUACACUAGACUCCUAGGAGAGGUGACGCCGAUAUCCCAGGAGUCCUAGGGAAUCGCCUGAUGAUAUCAUUUCCUAGGCAGCCGGGACAGAAAGUGACAGCGAACUGAUUUUAAAAAAGAUAUUUUAUAAAUGAUAAAAAAAAAUGUACAAUAUCCAUUUUGCACUGCUGAUGGCCAUUAUAAG